AUGAGCAAGCCGAAAAAGGAUCAGGUUGAUUGGAAGAACUCACCUGGAGAUGUAGAGGCACUGGUUAGGUUCUUACACAGCCAGAGAUCACGGGUAGGACAAGGUGGUAAUUUUGAUAGCACUGUGUACAAUGAGGCUGCAAAACACCUUGAAGCAUGUGGUCCUCCAAGCCAUGGAGUGGCCAAGACUGCUGUUUCUAUUAAGAAGUACUACAGCUCUACACUCCGAAAGCUUCACACAGAUAUCCUUGCAGUCCUUCAGAAAACAUAUACUGGAGCUUCAGGAUGGACUUACACUCAUGAAGGUGGCUUCAAUGUUGUUUCUGCUACUGAGGAUGCUUGGAGGAACUUCAUAUCUGUUCACAAGCAGUUUAAACCUUUCAAAACAAGUGGAUGGCCUCUCUGGGAGCUGAUGCAUGAGAUCGUUCCGACUCAGGCCAGAGGAGUCCAUGUCUUCAAUGCUGCAUCCCAGGAUACAGCACAGGAAACUGGUGAUUCACUAUCUGAGCCGGAGUUAGACCCCCGUUCGCGUUCUGCUACUCCCUUACAGGAUGUCAAAAAUCAUUCUCCCUCUGAGGAUUCUGCCAUUUCCGAGUCACAGAUCACUUCAUCCCAGGUUUUUGAUGAAUCACAGGAUACUUUGUCCCAGGUUUCCAUGCAGGUCUCCUCCACUUUGUCGCAGACCUCUGUCACUUCAUCACAACUACAGAAAACUCCUGCGCCGAAAUGUGCAUCCUCUGAUAUAGCCAACAUGUCAAGUCCAUGCCGCGGGCCUCCAUUCCGCCGCUCGGUAUUCCGAAGAUCUACUUGCUAUUGUAAUCUCACUCUUAUUGUUCUUUCUCGCUACACAUACCCUUUCGUUCUAGUCCCUCCUUAUUGUCUUUUACUCUACCCUGCAGGUACUACUCGUAUAGCUCCUAGUAGUUAG
Lentinula edodes (shiitake mushroom) is the source of this 927-nucleotide messenger RNA. RefSeq lists its product as uncharacterized. The coding region runs from base 1 to 927 and encodes 308 amino acids. The transcript is spliced from 2 exons. The record is from RefSeq and is a predicted model, not a curated record. NCBI's taxonomy places the organism in Eukaryota, Fungi, Basidiomycota, Agaricomycetes, Agaricales, Omphalotaceae.